Trichomonas vaginalis G3 is the source of this 219-nucleotide messenger RNA. RefSeq lists its product as uncharacterized. Lineage: Eukaryota; Parabasalia; Trichomonadida; Trichomonadidae. The transcript has a single exon. The record is from RefSeq and is a predicted model, not a curated record. The coding region runs from base 1 to 219 and encodes 72 amino acids.
AUGGCUGUUCAAUACUUCAAAGCAUUAAGCACAAACAUUAAAUCAAAUCUAUCAACCCUUUUCAUUUUCAGUGGGUUUAGUCGUCAACAGUUGAACGUUAUGCUUUAUCAAGUGAAUUUACCAAUGAGCAUUAAUGAACUUUACACACAAUAUCAGCAAUUAGGUGAACAUGGAAAAAUAAUAGUUGAUUUAAAUAAAGGAGGUGUUAAAUUUGAUUAA